GUUUAUUUCUGUUCUGUUGAGUUGCAGGAACGCGUUCUUUUCUACUUUCCGUUCGGUUUUAUUUCCUUAUUGUUAUUGUUAUUACGAAUUAGUUUCACGUUUCGGUUUGGCUUGGUUUUUCAUUUCUAAACGGCACACACAACCAACACAAUUUGAUAUCGUAGAAGUAUUCCAGAAUCUUUAUUGCUUUUCCGUUUGUCUCGCCCUUUGUGUUUUUGUGGAGCGCUUUCUCGUUCGGUUUCCGUUUGGUUCGGUUAUUAUUUAAAAAUACAAAACCAAACAUAGCCCGAAAAUUCGUUUCGUAAUCGCGUAGAAACAACAGAUCAGCAACCGAAUUUCCAUUGAUUUUCCCGUACAGAAAUCAAAGUAAACUUUCUGGCAUACCAAAUAGAUUGUACGUAGUGGAUGACGCUUUUAACUAGGCUAUAGUAAGAGCUCAGAUCAGAUUUGGCCAUCCGCUGCGGUUGCUCGGAGUGUGCAUCUUAGAAAGGACUUCACAGCAGUAUUAUAUCUACAGCCACUAUUUGAUUUAAUCACCAUCUCUGUUUCUGUCUAUUGAACAAGUUUUCGAAGAAGAGAGCUCAGCUUCCGCACCAUGGUCGAGGGUCAGACAGCCGUGCAGCAACAGCAGCAGCAACAGCCAUCCGGCACGGGCGGCGCCAGCGGCGUGGGAAGCACCACCGGAUCCGGCGGAGGACCGACUCCGGCCAACAAUGUGACCAACAGCCAGGCCCAAACCAACGGAGGCACCACUGCGUCCACGACUGCAGCAGCGGGCACCGGAUCGGCAACAAACACAUCGGGUGGCCAGGCCACUGCAAACAAUGCGGCGAACAACAACAAUAAUAACAACAACAACAAUAACAAUGCCACUGCAAACAACAACAACAAUAACGAGCCAGAUCCCAAGACCAAUUUGAUUGUGAACUACUUGCCGCAGACCAUGUCGCAGGACGAGAUCCGCUCGCUGUUCGUCAGUUUUGGCGAGGUGGAAAGCUGCAAGUUGAUACGCGACAAGGUUACAGGUCAAAGUCUGGGCUACGGAUUCGUCAACUACGUGAAGCAGGAGGAUGCGGAAAAGGCCAUCAAUGCCUUGAAUGGCCUACGGCUGCAGAACAAAACCAUCAAGGUCUCCAUUGCACGCCCCAGCUCCGAGAGCAUCAAGGGUGCCAAUCUCUAUGUAUCGGGUCUUCCAAAAAAUAUGACACAGUCGGAUUUGGAAUCAUUGUUCAGUCCAUACGGCAAGAUCAUAACCUCGCGUAUUCUUUGUGAUAAUAUCACUGGUCUCUCCAAGGGCGUUGGCUUUAUACGCUUCGAUCAGCGAUUUGAGGCCGACCGGGCCAUUAAAGAGCUAAACGGCACCACUCCGAAGAAUUCCACCGAACCGAUAACCGUCAAGUUCGCCAACAAUCCUAGCAGCAACAAGAACAGCAUGCAGCCGCUGGCGGCCUACAUAGCGCCCCAGAACCCGCGGGGCGGACGAGCAUUUCCGGCCAACGCUGCUGCCGGAGCGGCCGCAGCCGCCGCAGCAGCUGCCAUUCAUCCCAAUGCGGGUCGUUACAGCUCUGUAAUCUCGCGCUACUCACCGCUGACCAGUGACCUGAUCACCAACGGCAUGAUCCAAGGCAAUACCAUCGCCAGCUCCGGCUGGUGCAUUUUCGUUUACAACCUGGCGCCCGAGACCGAGGAGAACGUGCUGUGGCAGCUUUUUGGACCUUUUGGAGCCGUGCAGUCAGUCAAGGUUAUUCGCGAUCUGCAGAGCAACAAGUGCAAGGGCUUCGGCUUCGUCACCAUGACGAACUACGAGGAGGCGGUUCUGGCCAUCCAGUCGCUGAACGGCUACACACUUGGCAACCGAGUGCUUCAGGUCAGCUUCAAGACCAACAAGAACAAGCAAACGUAAUUAUUAACCAAGUUGGCUGCUGUUGUCAAUGCCAACGCGGCGGCGGCAGCUCUGGCGGCCAAUGGUCUAGUCCUCCACAAUCACCACCAACACCACAGCAACAACAUCGGUAGCAUCAGCAACAACAAUAACAUUAGCAACAGCAACAACAGCAACGGCAAUGGCUGCAGCACAGCAGCAGCCCAUCAUCAACUUGGCAAAUACGUUAACCACCACAACAGCAGUAGCAGGCAGCACAACAACAUGGGCAGUAGCAUAAGCAAUACGAGCAAACAGAAGCCGGGAUCCUCGAGCAACAAGCAACAAUCAAUGGCGCCACCUAAGAGGACAGCAGGCGGCACUGCAGCAGCCGCUGGAGAUGUGGCCGCCACUGUCGCCAGCACCAACAGCAGCAGCAGCAGUCACUCAAUUUCCAGCGGCGAUGCCGGAGCCACUGCGUCCUCCUCGUCUUCGUCGUCGACGAGCAACAACAACAGCAGCAACAACCAGAACAUCCUGAAGACAUCCACGAAGUUCAUAUACAAUAAGCCCCAGAAUCAGUACGAGCUGCUGCAGCAGCAGCUUCAGUUGCAGCAGGAGUUCGCCCAGUUCUUGACCAAUGUGGCCAACAGCGCCGCAGCUCCUCCGGCCAGCAACAGCUCGGCCAAUGCGGCGGGCCAGCGGAAUGGCAUCGGCAUGUCGGCCAGUGCCUCCGGCGGCGGUUCGGGCAACAAAAACAGUAGCAACAGCAAUGGCUAUAUGCCCACCUGGUCCAAUUGGUUCUUUUAAAGUUUACUUUGGUUCGUCAUCAGCCCAUUUCAUGGAUUCUUUUUGUAAUUUUAGGCAACGAUUUCUAUGUUUUGGUUAAUUGCCCUAAGUUUGAAGAAGGCGCAUUAGCCUACUUGUUCAUUUUUCGAGUUUAGUUUUUCAAUGAAAUAUUAGUAGCCAUAUCCCGUUUUUUUCGCUCUAUACUUUGUAUUUAUCUUAGAUUAUAUCCAAUUUGAAGAACUUGCUUUACAUUUUUCGUUGAUGCACUUUUAAAACGUCUAGUCGACUCUCCCAAAGAGAAUAGCUUCCAAAACGAAAAUGAAAAUAGGAAACGGAAAUGAUAAAGCUGUAGUUAAGUUUUUGUUUGUGAUGGUAGGAGAAAGCAUACUCUCGGAUAUUUUUAAACAGAGAAUAAAAAUAAAAUUUGCAGGCAUAGAAGCCCCAAUCCACCAAAGAUUGAAAACAAACUUGACAAAUAUUUAAGCUAUAAAUAAAUGUAUAAAUUGAGGUACGAAAACAGAACUGAAUGCGUAAACAGAUAGAGUCGUUUGGCUUAUAGUCAAACCAUAGACAAUGCAGAACGAGAAGGAAAGCUAGAUGCAGAAAAAACCAAACAGAAAGCAAAACAAAUAAGACAUAAAUGUGUUUAUGUUUUAUAAUUAAAUGUAUAACUUUUGCUAAAAAUAAAUGAUGUAUGCAUAAUAUUACAAUAAA
Molecule: messenger RNA, 3364 nt
Organism: Drosophila biarmipes
Lineage: Eukaryota; Metazoa; Arthropoda; Insecta; Diptera; Drosophilidae
Gene: Rbp9
Product: ELAV-like protein 2
Exons: 8
Cellular component (GO): ribonucleoprotein complex
Molecular function (GO): RNA binding
Source: RefSeq, a predicted model, not a curated record